Messenger RNA from Pelodiscus sinensis (Chinese soft-shelled turtle), 986 nucleotides. It is a transcript of the gene PRLH, whose product is annotated as prolactin releasing hormone. NCBI's taxonomy places the organism in Eukaryota, Metazoa, Chordata, Testudines, Trionychidae. Gene Ontology annotation, molecular function: prolactin-releasing peptide receptor binding; neuropeptide hormone activity. The record is from RefSeq and is a predicted model, not a curated record. Gene Ontology annotation, biological process: feeding behavior; G protein-coupled receptor signaling pathway; response to peptide hormone.
UAGGCAAGGCAUAAAACAAGCAAACAGGGGCUCUUUGGCUCAGAGUCCACUCAUUGGAGGAAGAAAGCGGCAUCACACUCUGGGAGUCCUGGUCGAUACACAGCUGCGUCGCCCUGUGCUAAAUUCCGGCAUCGGCCACAGCCCUGGGAGAGCCGAAGGGAAUGAAACUGCUGGCUGCCUGCUUGGUGUCCCUGCUGCUCGUCUGUCUGGCCCUGCCCGGAGCCGAAGGCCGAAUCCACGAGCGAUCCAUGGAAAUCAGGAACCCUGAUAUCGACCCUUCCUGGUACACGGGGCGUGGGAUCAGACCCGUGGGCCGGUUCGGCCGGAGGAGGGCGGUCGUGGAAGGCUCCCGGAAGGCGGGCUACGGACACCGGCAAACGUGCGUGCCGCUGGAAGAGAGCAGCGAGUCCGUUCAAGAUGAAUGAAACCGCUAAGGGCCACAAUGAAUGUGAGCAAUGACAAUAAAAGACCCUUCGCCUCCCUGCCCUUCAGCCUCUUCCCAGCACGUGAAAAUGUUUGGUCUGUUCUCCAUGUAUCUUUGUGGCUAUAAAUGAUAGGAACCAAAGAGCAGUUAGUAACACCCACAUUUUUGCAGACAUUUCCCCUCUUCCCCCCCCCACCCCUCUUGUUCCCCAUUUCUCCCCCUUUUCUGGCUUUUGCUCUCAGUCGAAGGUGGUUCGCACUGGGGGAGGGGGAGAAGAAAUACAAAUUCCCAUGGUAAUCGUCUGACAACGUGGGCUCUUUUAUACAGAUCAGAAUAAUAAAACCAUGGAAAACCCUCGCUCUGCAGGUGUCUGCCGUGCUGUUCAAGGACUCCAACGUGUCUUCCUGCUGGGGCGUAGGAUCCUUGGAGCGUUUCUUUCCCCGGAGGUUGCGUCGCGUUUCCUGCACCAUUUCUCCUCCGCACAAGGAAGUGUUUUGAGCGGCUCCCCAGACUAAGUAGCCAUCUUUUCACUCUGGGAUCCGGACGCCCUCUGAAAACAGGG